Messenger RNA from Penicillium mononematosum, 573 nucleotides. RefSeq lists its product as uncharacterized. Lineage: Eukaryota; Fungi; Ascomycota; Eurotiomycetes; Eurotiales; Aspergillaceae. Bases 1 to 573 code for a protein of 190 amino acids. The transcript is spliced from 2 exons. The record is from RefSeq and is a predicted model, not a curated record.
AUGUUUCCGUUGGUAAGCUACCUACACUAUACAAGUGUCAACGGGGCCCGCAGAGACAAAUUCGAGCCUUGUCCAGGCCCAAGAGGAACUCUCAAUUGGAUCGGCCAACGUAUCCUCCAAAAACGACUGGCUCAAAUUGAACCGAAGGAAUGGACAGAGGACCCAUAUUUCGUGUGUAUCUUGCUAGCUCUUGCGCAACUCCAAGAACGCGAGGUUGAGUUGCCGAAGCCAGCAACUUACACUGCGCGUCUUCUUGUAACCAACGUAUGCGACAAGGAAUUCAUCCAUCUGUACGAGGCUGAAAUCUCCGCUGAACUUCUCGGGGCGCUCAGAAGCCCGGAAACUGCCACCAAAUAUACAAAAUGGCCUACUAUUCGGCAAAGGAAACUCCCAUACAAGCCUUACAACACCUUUGAGAACCGCAUUACGGCUGAGCUAGAGGCUCCUAGUAUCCUGUGCUCGCCUGAGAUCUCGGGUCUGUCUGAUGAACUGAAUGGUGUCAUUGGAUGCGGCAGGAAACGACCACCCGAUCAAGAAAGCAAUAAGGCCUACAAGACGAAUCGAAUAACAUAA